Molecule: messenger RNA, 1118 nt
Organism: Dendronephthya gigantea
Lineage: Eukaryota; Metazoa; Cnidaria; Anthozoa; Malacalcyonacea; Nephtheidae
Exons: 1
Coding region: 397-1035 (212 amino acids)
Biological process (GO): nervous system development
Cellular component (GO): transport vesicle; neuron projection; neuronal cell body
Source: RefSeq, a predicted model, not a curated record
GGGUCAUGACAUGAUAAAGUGAUUAGAAGAAACUGAUAUACGUCAAAUGAAAUAGAACUUAUUAGUAAUUCAAACAGAAACGAGCGCCACAUUGUUUUGGCGAGCGGGACGCUUAGUUUAAGUCUGAUGUCCGCGUGGGCUUGCUAGCGCACAAUCGACAAAACAGUCGACAUUCUGCCAAAAACUCCGCUCGAUAAGCACCCAAACAUCUUAGCUCUGUUCCAAAUAAAGCUAUAUUCACAGACGGACAUCAUUUUUGGAACUGAAGUAAUGAUGAAUCCACCCGGGAAAGAGAAAAAGUGGCUUUUCGUGAAAUAGCAGAAGGAAUCUCGAUUGGUUGGGAUCACAAAGCCAGAGAAGUUGACGUGAGUCAGUCAUAGAAAAACCCCAAAGAAAAUGCCGCAAUUUAAAAGACAUAAAAGAUUAAAGCGUAUAUCUUCGAGGCAGAAAUUUGGCGUACGUUAUCUGCAUCAGCACUUAUUUAAAGACGACCCGACAAGCGAAGAAGACUCGGCGGUCGAAGAUAGUCAUCUUAUACCACACAAGGCAGAUGGCCGCUUAUGUUUUGUACGCUCUCUUUCCGGUUUAAUGAUUUUGGCCGGGCUUGUACUCGCUUUGGUUGGGGGUCUGGUGAAGAGGCGAGAAAUCAACUACCGGGUUCAUAAUGAUGGAGAAGAAGAGCCGGUCGGGGAUGCGGUCCAAUACAAUUCAAUGUUAGAUGCUGUAGUUUUGAUUGGAAGCGUGUUGAUGAUGUUAGGGGCUGUUAUGUUAGCCUCAGUACAAAUAUUGAUUUGCUAUCCACGAAGGAAGUCUGGCACUAGGAAACCCAGGGUAAAAGACCCCGAGAGUUUUCUAUACCCGGAGAAAAGCGAAAGUGAAGUAGCAGCAAAACAGCUCGAGAAAGUUCCCGUAUAUGCACUAGUUCACAAAGUACAGCCCAAGAAAAAAGGCGGGAAUAAAAAGGACCGGACCAAUCUUAUUAAGAAACAGAAAUUUAAAACAUCCAUCGAUGAAGAGGAAGAAGAAGAUAAUUAAACAUCAUAUUUUUAACAAAGACUUAUAAAUAAAUUAAAUUAUUAUUUAUGCACAAAUAUCGAUGAAACGUGUAUUCUCCAGAG